Dendrobium catenatum is the source of this 1345-nucleotide messenger RNA. Its product is annotated as transcription factor TCP20-like. The record is from RefSeq and is a predicted model, not a curated record. NCBI's taxonomy places the organism in Eukaryota, Viridiplantae, Streptophyta, Magnoliopsida, Asparagales, Orchidaceae. The transcript has a single exon. Bases 348 to 1079 code for a protein of 243 amino acids. Gene Ontology annotation, cellular component: nucleus. Gene Ontology annotation, molecular function: sequence-specific DNA binding; DNA-binding transcription factor activity.
AAUAAAAAAAUAAAUGGAGAAGAAUGAUAUCAGGAGGUUAAAAUUGAGCGCAGUAUACAGACAGUCUUCUUCUGUCUAACUCGAUACAGAGGAUAAAACCAAAUAUAUGCCCUGUCCCUCUCAUGCUUCACUGUUCCCUUCCUCCUCUCUUCUCCCUCUUCUUCUCAAAUCCCAAUCCCCUUUUCCCAAUUCAAUUCAAUAGCCAUUAUCCAUCCCUAUCCACUUCUCCUCUUUGCUUCUGAAAUAGAGAACAGUUCAGUUAAAACUGAAACGACAAAAGUUCUCAGGAGUUGGUCAUCUUCUUCUUUUCUUCUUCAUUCAACUCCCAAAAUCCUACCUUUCUCUCCAUGGAUUCUUCUAAAAUACCAUACCAGAACCAAGAUGAAGUUCGAGAGUCUCCUUUUUCAGUUGAGAAAGACGACCAAAGGAAGCAACUUGCGCCCAAAAGAAGCUCGAACAAGGACCGACACACCAAAGUCGACGGCCGCGGCCGGAGAAUCCGCAUGCCGGCGCUCUGCGCCGCACGAAUCUUCCAACUCACCCGUGAGCUCGGCAACAAAUCCGACGGAGAAACCAUUCAAUGGCUUCUUCAGCAAGCCGAACCUUCCAUCAUCGCCGCCACUGGUACUGGAACUAUCCCAGCCUCAGCCCUGGCCGCCGCCGCCGCCGCCGCUUCUUCCAUUCCCGUACCUUCUACUCCCGCUGGCCUCCAUCCCAGACUCCACGACCCUCCAACCGCGACAAGACCCAACUGGGCUGCCGGCCUCUGGCCGCCGCAGCCGCCAUCACCAGUGCCGCCAAUUGGCGGCUUUGGGCUCACAGGAUUGGAGCUUCCGGGAACCAAUAUUGGUCAAAUGAGCUUCGCUUCGCUGUUGAGCGGCCAUGGCCAUCACAUACCUGGUCUUGAACUUGGUCUUUCACAAGAUGGACAUAUUGGAGUUUUGAAUCCUCAUGCUUUGAGCCAGUUUUAUCUGCAGAUGGGACAGGGAAGAGGAGGAGGAGGAGGAGGAAGUGAUGAUCAAUUGCGGAAUCAGAACCAGAGCCAUGGAGGCAAAGAUGAUUCCGACGAAUCAAGUUAAAAUUUUGAGAUGGAAGAUAGAGAAUUGAUUGAGUGAUUCUUCUCCUUAAUCAGCAGGGAUUCUCUAAAUAUCAACCUAAAAAAUAAAAAAAUUUGAAAACUUGUGAUCGUCGUCUUGGAAGGAAUUGUCUUAAUGGCUUCUAUAUAUCUGGUUUGUAUAUAGAGAGAUUGGUGUUUCAGUGCCUAUUUUUUGUUUUUGAUUGUUGUUGGAAUUGGCUUGAGCUUUCCAGAAAGCAUAAAUUAUUUGAUUGCAUAUUUGUUAUUAUA